CACAGGGCGUAAUGACACGCACAUCACCGUGCUUCCUUGCAUUCCAGUUAAAUAGACCUACGACAAACAGGUUCGGUCACAUCACACACUAAGUUGUCUUGUAGACACUUGACAACACCUGAAGACACCUGUAACCGAUCCGGCAGGUUUCUAUCUCAACCAUAACAAAAAUACCCAGGCAUGGCCUCGGUGUCAUCCAGCUCCCGCCUCAGCAAGGCUGUGCGCCAGCAGUACAUGAGCCUUCCUCAGGGAGAGAAGUGCCAGGUCACCUACAUCUGGAUCGACGGCACCGGAGAGGGACUUCGCAACAAGACCCGAACCCUGGACUGUGAGCCAAAAAGCAUAGAUGAUAUUCCUGAGUGGAACUUUGAUGGUUCGAGCACAUACCAGGCCGAAGGCUCCAACAGUGACAUGUACCUCAUCCCAGUGUGCAUGUUCAGGGAUCCAUUCACCUUGGACCCCAACAAACUGGUCCUCUGUGAGGUCCUCAAAUACAACCGAUUCCCUACAGAAACAAACCAUCGAGCAAACUGCAACAAAGUGAUGGAGGAGGUGAAAGAGCACUGUAUAUGGUUUGGCAUGGAGCAGGAGUACACGCUCUUAGGAAUAGAUGGACAUCCUUUUAGUUGGCCCUCAAAUGGAUUCCCAGGACCCCAAGGACCUUACUACUGUGGGGUGGGGGCAAACAAUGCUUAUGGACGGGACAUUGUAGAGUGCCACUACAAAGCCUGUCUCUAUGCAGGGGUCAAAAUCUACGGCACCAACGCUGAAGUUAUGCCAUUUCAGUGGGAGUUCCAGGUGGGUCCCUGUGAAGGCAUUGAGAUGGGCGACCAUCUGUGGGUUGCACGCUUCCUGCUGCAUCGUGUGUGUGAAGAUUUUGGGGUUGUUGCAACACUGGACCCCAAACCAAUGACGGGCAACUGGAACGGUGCUGGCUGCCACACAAAUGUCAGCACCAAACAGAUGAGAGAAGAAGGAGGACUGCAGUACAUCGAACAGGCCAUCGAGAAGCUGAGCAAAAGACACGCACAGCACAUCCGAUUUUAUGACCCACGUGGAGGCCAGGACAACAUCAGGCGUCUCACAGGUCUCUAUGAAACCUCGAACAUCAACGACUUCUCGGCCGGAGUGGCCAACCGAGGCGCCAGCAUCCGCAUCCCCCGCCAGGUGGGCCAAGAGAAGAAAGGCUACUUCGAGGACCGCCGCCCUGCAGCAAACUGCGACCCGUACUCUGUGACAGGGAUCAUCGCAAAGACCUGCUUGCUUGAUUUAGAAGAGGAAGAGGAGAGCCAGUAGGAGAAAGGCAGCCCAGCUGCUAUGAGUUUACCUGAGUUGAACGCUCUGAAAAAGGCGUCCAUGCCAGAUGUAGGAAUGCAGAUUUAAUUUAAUAAUCAAGUUUAUUGUUAGUACUGCGACUGUAACGAGAUAUUUAUAGAAUAUGUUAUACAGCAACUUUGGAAGAGGUGCCUGAAGUGACUGUUACAAAGCUGUUACUGCUUACUUAUUUCUGAGCCUACAUAUGAAUAAUUGUUUCUUAAAACCUGUUACAUGUACACUUCCUGCCAUGUGUUUGGGUGAAGUGCAAUAGUCUUAAGAUAUAACAGUGCUGUUUGUCUUGCUUGUUUAUUUGCAGAAUAUUAAAAAUCUUUCUUUAUGAGCAAA
Molecule: messenger RNA, 1662 nt
Organism: Dicentrarchus labrax (European seabass)
Lineage: Eukaryota; Metazoa; Chordata; Actinopteri; Moronidae
Product: glutamine synthetase
Exons: 7
Coding region: 181-1296 (371 amino acids)
Cellular component (GO): cytoplasm
Molecular function (GO): glutamine synthetase activity
Source: RefSeq, a predicted model, not a curated record